Molecule: messenger RNA, 1490 nt
Organism: Brienomyrus brachyistius
Lineage: Eukaryota; Metazoa; Chordata; Actinopteri; Osteoglossiformes; Mormyridae
Gene: zcchc10
Product: zinc finger, CCHC domain containing 10
Exons: 4
Coding region: 120-584 (154 amino acids)
Molecular function (GO): nucleic acid binding; zinc ion binding
Source: RefSeq, a predicted model, not a curated record
UGGCGACCCCCAUGCAUAGGAUUAUCGCGCGGAGACAGGCGUAGGUUUUGGAAAUUAUUCGUUUUUCACCGUCAAAAAUAAAUUCAGCUCUUUCCUUUAUAUCUUAAUUUGGAAACCAAAUGCAUACAUUUGCGAGGGAGGCAAACAAACAACAUGUUCGAUGUCAAAAAUGCUUGGAAUUCGGCCACUGGACAUACGAAUGUACUGGGAAAAGGAAGUACCUCCAUAGACCUACAAGGACAGCAGAGAUGAAGAAGAAACUUAAAGAGAGCGAGAAAAUGCUUCCCAUCACGGCAGGACCAGGAACAGAAGGCUCAAAUGAGAAAGUGAAAAAGAAAAGGUCAAAGGAGUUGAGUGGCUCCAGCAGUGGGGACUCUGGCAGCUCCUCCGGCAACGACUCUGACAGCAGCAACUCCAGCUCGUCGUCGGACAGCAGCAGUGACAGCAGCAGCGACAGCAGCAGCGAUAGUGAGGACAGCACCAGCUCUUCCUCCUCCAGCAGCUCCAGCUCUGACUCUGAAUCGUCCUCCAGCAGCAGUAGUUCUGCCGAAAGCCCACCCAAGAAGAGGAAGAAGAAGAAAUAGGAGGAAUGGGCUGCAUUGUGAUCUAGGAGUAGAAUUUCAGGCUUCCUGUAACAUUACGCCAGGACCAUUCUCCCUAUAAAACAUGUAGGAAGGCCUUGUGGGAUAUUGGUGGUGUUCUGUGGGCAAAAAAAAAUCAGUUAUCUGUUAAAAUAUCAUAGGGAUGCAAGUUGUAAUUUCUAAAAAUUCGAACACAUUGCAGACUUUCUCUUAUUGUCAAUGCAAACUUUGGAUUUCAGGUCUAAAUAUUAAGUCACACAUAAUCAUUCAGUUGAUUAGUUAGAGCAUUUGCAUGAAACUUUUCUGAAAGAUAUGUAAAAUAUUGUAAGGACUUUUAGUGUUACCGGAAAAACAGAGAGGGGAUUUGGAUUUCUACAUUUUACAUUGCGACAAGUCAUUGAUACUGAGAAAUGAAAUUGUCUUUUAAGUAUAACAUUGUAGAGGCAAUUAUGAUGUGCAAACCCUCUAAGUUAAUAUGUUGAUAGCAGGUUCAGCAUCCAGAAUUUGUCUCUGUGGACAGUUCUAUCUACAGAUUGUUCAGAUCUGUGGACAUCAGAGAUAAUCCUUGGUAAUGAAAGAUAUUAAAUUACAUUGUGACUUCAUUUGGUGGAAUGAAAAUCUGUGUAUAGGCCCCCAUUUUCCCGGGACCCUGGCUUGACGUGACCUUAUUUAGCAAAUAUGUUUCACGGUACCACUUGCCCUUGGUUAACUGGAUAUGAAAAAUAUGCUUUAAGCAGUGUCAUAGUGGAGUUUUUCCUUCAUGCAUAUUGACUCCAGAUUAGGUAAAAUCAUAACUUCAUUAUCUCUUUUGUAUAGUAAUCCUCACCAGUUUUGGGUAUGUGUUUUUUGAAGAAAGCUAUUGUUUUUAUUUUUAUAAUGCAAAAAUAAAAAGUAUAGACAACUGUAUAA